Molecule: messenger RNA, 306 nt
Organism: Xyrichtys novacula (pearly razorfish)
Lineage: Eukaryota; Metazoa; Chordata; Actinopteri; Labriformes; Labridae
Source: the annotation of a GenBank genome assembly
AUGGUUAUCCUAAUCGACACAGCUGCACAUUCGCAGUGCCCUAAAUUUGACCAUCCAGGCCAGAGUCCAUUCAGUCAAAGCCCAGUGGACGCAGAUUCAGGGACCACCAGCGUUCAAACAAGUCCUACUUCAUCCAGGCUGCUGCCAACCUACCACAAACAGUUUACAGUCAGGGUGCUCCCCUCUCUGCAGUUUGUCUACAGCAACCUGACUCCACGCCACAUCUCCUCCAUCCACAGCCGUGGAAGACUGGCCUCCUCUGACAGCUCCUCACAACGCACAAGGCCUGUCCUGCUCCGAUUUUAG